Arvicola amphibius (Eurasian water vole) is the source of this 831-nucleotide messenger RNA. It is a transcript of the gene Hapstr2, whose product is annotated as UPF0472 protein C16orf72. Lineage: Eukaryota; Metazoa; Chordata; Mammalia; Rodentia; Cricetidae. The record is from RefSeq and is a predicted model, not a curated record. The coding region runs from base 1 to 831 and encodes 276 amino acids. The transcript has a single exon.
AUGGAGGAGCAGCAGCAGGACCGUGAGGCCGAGGUUGCCGAGCCCUGGUUUUCUAAGUGGGAGCGCCAGUGCCUUGAUGAGGCAGAGCAGGAAGAGCAGCUGUCCCCCGAGCUGCAGGAGGAGGCGGCUGCUGAUGCGGCUGGGCUCAAGAUCGAGCGGCAGAGGCUCUGGCACCUCUUCCAGAUCUCAGCCACUGCGGUGGCCCAGCUCUACAAAGAUUCCGGGUGCCAACAGCCAGGACUGUCUAUGUGGGACCCCUUCCAGAAUGCGGCCAUGGCUGUGACCAGCCUUUACAAAGAGAGCGGGGAUGCCUACCAGCGAAGUUUUGAGCUGGGCGUUCAGGUUGGCUACCAGCGUCGCGUUAGAGAUGUGCUGGAGUGGGUGAAGAAGGGUAGGAGCAUCAUUCGCAGGGAAGACCUCAUUAGCUUCCUCUGUGGCAAAGUUCCCCCCGCCCCUCCCCCGGCACGCACCUCCAGGAUGUCCCCUAGGCCGCCCGCAGCGGCUUCCAGUCAGGCUGCUGCCACUGAGUCCACCGCACCUGUGGACGUCGACCUGCAGCCCUUCCACGAGGCCAUCGCCCUCCAUGGCCUCAAUGGCGCCAUGGCAAGCAUCAGCAUGCGAUCUGGCACUCCUGGUUCCCCAUCUCAAGAUGGAGGUAUUGCCAGCAGUGGGCGUCGGAAAAGUAGCUUUCUGGAAGAUGAUCCGAACCCCUUGGGCUCAGAAGACCUGGCUCUCCGCCUGGACAGUGGGGGAAUCCGCAAGCGCACCUCGGCCCAGUUUGGUGAUGCCACCAUAGACUCUCCAUCCCACAAGCGCAACCGAAUGGUCUAA